This is a messenger RNA of Rhea pennata, 3281 nucleotides long. Its product is annotated as deleted in malignant brain tumors 1 protein-like. NCBI's taxonomy places the organism in Eukaryota, Metazoa, Chordata, Aves, Rheiformes, Rheidae. Bases 124 to 2994 code for a protein of 956 amino acids. Gene Ontology annotation, cellular component: plasma membrane. Gene Ontology annotation, molecular function: serine-type endopeptidase activity. The transcript has 14 exons. The record is from RefSeq and is a predicted model, not a curated record. Gene Ontology annotation, biological process: zymogen activation.
CCAUCCGCCUGGUGUCCCCAGGGACCCCCCAGAGCAAAGCACCCAGGGCGUGAGCAUCAACUGCCUGCUGGACUUGGCGGAGGUCAGUCGUGCACAGGAGUCUAGGUGAUCAGCAGUUCAGAGAUGACUCUCCAGCACACCAGGGCCUGCGAUAGCUGCAGGGGCUACCUGGCUAACUGUGCUGGACCCAGUAUCAUAAGGACCCUUGUCCUUUUGGCAGGGCUCUGGGCUUCCUUCCCUGGAGUGCUGGUGGCAGACCCAGUUCUGCUGCGACUAGCAAAUGGCUCCAGCCACUGCACAGGGCAGGUAGAGGUGUUCAUCGAGCAGCAGUGGGGCACGGUGUGCAAUGAUGGCUGGGAUCUUCUGGAUGCUGCUGUGGUGUGUCGGCAGCUGGGUUGUGGCAUGGCCCUGCUGGCCUCAAGCUCAGCUCAAUCUGGGAAAAGAUCCAACUCUUUUAGGCUCAGUUCAGUGCAUUGCUCAGGGUCAGAGGGGUCCCUGAUGGAGUGCAGUGCCCAGCAAGUCAAUGACUGCCACCACAGAGAAGAUGCCGGCGUGAAGUGUGCAGAGCCACCCCAGCUACGACUGGUGAACGGGUCAGGUCCAUGCUCCGGGAGAGUGGAGCUGCUGCACAAUGAGCAGUGGGGAACGGUGUGCGACAAUGGCUGGGACCUGCCAGAUGCGGAGGUGGUGUGCUGGCAGCUGGGCUGCGGGACUGCAAUCUCAGCCAAUGGCUCAGCGCAGUUUGGGCAGGGAUCUGGCACUAUAUGGCUGGCUGAGGUGCAAUGUCAAGGGACAGAGGCUACCUUGGCUGCAUGCAGGGCCAAGCCAUGGGGAGUCCAUCAUUGUAGCCACCAAAAUGAUGCCAGUGUGGUGUGCACAGAGCCAAGAGAGGUGCGGCUGGUGAACGGCUCCGGGCGCUGCUCGGGGAGGGUGGAGGUGCUGCACAAGAAGCACUGGGGCAGUGUCUGUGAUGACGGCUGGGACCUGCUGGAUGCAGAAGUGGUUUGUCGGGAGCUAGGCUGUGGGGCGGCGCUGUCUGCCCCCGGCUCAGCUCACUUUGGGCAAGGGCAUGAUCCCAUCUGGCUGGACAGGGUGAGCUGCACUGGGACAGAAGGGGCUCUCUCCAAGUGCCCAGCCAGGACCUGGGGUGUCCAUACUUGCAGCCAUGCAGAAGAUGCUGCUGUGGUGUGCUCAGAUCCCACUGAAGUGCGGCUGGUGAACGGCUCCGGGCGCUGCUCAGGAAGGGUGGAGGUGCUGCACGAGCAGCGCUGGGGCAGUGUCUGUGAUGACGGCUGGGACCUGCUGGAUGCAGAGGUGGUGUGCUGGCAGCUGGGCUGUGGGGCUGCACUGUCGGCCCCCGGCUCAGCUCACUUUGGGCAGGGAUAUGGUCCCUUCUGGCUGGACAGAGUUCACUGCACAGGGAGGGAAGCUGCCCUCUCUGAAUGCAGUGCCGCACCUUGGGGAGCUCAUAACUGCAGCCGCGGGCAGGAAGCCAGCAUCGUGUGUGCAGAGCCACCUCCCCUCCGACUGGUGAAUGGCUCCAGCCACUGCACAGGGAGAGUCGAGGUGUUACACAAUCAGACAUGGGGCAACGUGUGUGCUGAGGGCUGGGACAUACAGGAUGCAGAAGUGCUAUGCCGGGAGCUGGGCUGUGGGGUGGCUCUCUCAGCCUCCAAAGUAACACACUUUUGGCGAGGACUCCUCUGGCUGGAGGGUGUGAAUUGCUCAGGGAUGGAAGACACCCUCUCUGCAUGUCCAGCUGGUUCCUGGGGAGCCCAUGCAUGUGCCCACAGGGAAGGUGCUGCUGUGGUCUGUUCAGAAUUCCAGCUGGUGAAUGGCUCCAGUCCCUGCGUGGGGAGAGUGGAGAUGCUACACAACCAGACUUGGGGCAGCAUGUGUGCCGAUGGCUGGGAUGAACAGGAUGCAGAAGUGCUGUGCCGGGAGUUGGGCUGUGGGCUGGCACUCUCAGCUUCCAGCAAGGCUGAAUUUGGACAAGGACAGGAUUCCAUCUGGCUGGUGAACAUCAGUUGCUCAGGGACAGAAGCCAUGCUCUCUGAGUGUCCAGGCACACUGUGGAGAGUCCAGCAAUGCCAUCACAGAGAAGCUGUCAGUGUUGAGUGUUCAGAUCCAGCUGAGCUCCGGUUGGUGAAUGGCUCUAGCCCUUGCAAGGGGAGGGUCGAGGUGCUGCAUGAGCGGCGAUGGGGCAGUGUGUGUGAUCAUAGCUGGGGCAUGGAGGAAGCCAAGGUGGUAUGCAGGCAGCUGGGCUGUGGCCCAGCCAUCUCAGCCCCUGGGCAAGCACAGUUUGGACAUGGCCAUGACCCCAUCUGGAUGGACGAGGUGGACUGUGUCGGGACAGAAGAUGUGCUCUCCAAGUGCCCAGCCAAGCCCUGGGGAACCCAUGAAUGUACCCACAGUGAAGAUGCCAGUGUGGUAUGCUCAGAGCCUCCCACUAUCCGACUGGUGAAUGGUUCAAGCCGCUGCACGGGGCGAGUGGAGGUGCUACAUGCCCAGCAGUGGGGAACUGUGUGUGAUGACGACUGGAAGCUGGUGUAUGCUGAUGUGGUGUGCCGGCAGUUGGGCUGUGGGGCAGCCAUCUCAGCCCUCGGGUCAGCAGCAUUCGGACCAGGGGCUGACCCCAUCUGGCUGGAUGAUGUCAAAUGCACCGGGAGGGAGGCUACCCUCUCUGAGUGCAGGACCAAGGCAUGGGGAGAGCACAACUGUGACCAUGGGGAGGACGCUGGCGUGGUGUGCACAGGUACAGCCAUGCCCAGCUCCACUAUCCCUCUGCCAGUGCUUCUGCUACUGGGGCUGGUGGUAUCACUGACUCUGGUGCUGAUGAGUGCAGCUGUCCUCUUCCUAAAAUGGAGGAGAAAGAGGUACAAAGUCCUCCAUCACUCAGGAAAUGAGGUGGAACUGAACUCCCAAAGGACACACUGGAUCCAGGGAGUUGAUGCCAUGCAAGGGGGAGAUGGUGUGGCUGCAGAUACUCUAUGAAGACAUGAUGAAGAGCAUCUCACUACAGGAGUCAGCCACCUUCCAGAAGGCACAGUUCUCUGCCUGGCAGCAACCACUGCACAUAAUGAUAGGACCUAUCCACACCACCACCACCAUGUCCAAAGCAUCCAAAGUCAUCCUGAGGGUCCUCCUGGAGGAAAAGCCACUGCAGGAGUCCGAAGCCCAGGAACAGCACCUGCUCCUCACCCCACAGCACUGCCAGAGGGAAACCAACACAAGGGCACCCCACUGCCCCAGUGAUGAAGCAGAUCCAAUAAAGGCACAGU